Lepisosteus oculatus (spotted gar) is the source of this 885-nucleotide messenger RNA. RefSeq names its product ATPase H+ transporting V0 subunit e1 (gene atp6v0e1). Gene Ontology annotation, molecular function: proton-transporting ATPase activity, rotational mechanism. Gene Ontology annotation, biological process: proton transmembrane transport. The record is from RefSeq and is a predicted model, not a curated record. Gene Ontology annotation, cellular component: proton-transporting V-type ATPase, V0 domain. NCBI's taxonomy places the organism in Eukaryota, Metazoa, Chordata, Actinopteri, Semionotiformes, Lepisosteidae.
UCUGACUGGGUUUGUUGCUGCCGAAGUUGCACAGAACUCAGCUUUUCUUCUUUAGUUUUAGCGUUUUUAAGUAAUCAAGAGUUUCUUGUUAUUUUUUUUUAACUCGGGUUCCCUGUGCCGAGCAAGGUCCUCCACAAUGGCGUCUCUGGCUUUUACAAUCCCAAUGGUUGUAAUGACUUUAUUUUGGGCCAUUGUUGGUGGCGUUAUACCGUGGUUUAUUCCCAAAGGACCUAACAGGGGGGUUAUCGUCACGAUGCUGGUGACCUGCGCGGUUUGCUGCUAUCUCUUCUGGCUAAUCGCCAUUCUUGCCCAGCUGAACCCCCUGUUUGGGCCGCAGCUGAAAAACGACACAAUCUGGUACCUUUAUCACCACUGGCCUUAGAGUCUCUCAUCCCAGAACCCCUCUCCCUGCACAGAAUCAGAUCUUUAUUCGUCGUCAGUCUUGUACAAAGGGAACGGUCCUUAAUCAUCUGAUGUCUUACCACAGCCACAGCUUGACCUCGUAAUAGAGAGCAGCAGAGAAAUGAAACAAACUAGUUCAGAUACUUUGUCUCCCGUGUUGAAUUUGUUGAGGUUGAAUUUGGAUAACUUUUAUGAGAUGUGAAUAAUUAGCUUUUUUUCCCCCAGAUUUGUUUUAUGUCUUAACACUUGAUUGCUGUGCCUGGCAAAACUAAAUGACACAUGACUGAUUUAUUUAUAUAUAUGUACUUUUUAUUCUUGUGCCCUUUCUCAUUCCAGCUCAAUUUACGAAGUAUUUAUUUUAUUCCUGAUCCAUAUCUGUGCCUCAAAUUGUCAUUGUGUCUUAAACUUUCUGGUUUCUGUGUGUGAGGAUGUUUUUUUUUUCCUUUGACAGAAGACAAAAUUAAAGUCUUUUGGCGGACAUCA